UAGAAAUAUGGAAUUUAUGAAACUUACAAAUUUCUGUGUUGUGUGUUUCGUAAUGUUCCUUUCCGGUCUAUCUUAUACUUUGAUAACACCCAUAUUCCCUUUAGAGGUUCCUUCCAUCUUGGCUGGCCUCUUACAGGGACUUUAAGCAUUAUUUCAAGCUUUAGCGAGAGAGGUCACAGUCUCUCAAUCUGGGAUUGUUAUGGGAUCUGCAUUUGUUACGUCAUUUUUCUCCAUUCCCUGGUCCAGUUUUUUGGUUUCUCAGUUUGGAGUUAGAAUUGUAUUUAUUUUUGCAACAUUUGUCGCUGGGUUUGCAAAUACACUAUUUGGGUUUAUAUCAUACACAGAAAAUGCUACAUUAUAUUUCUGGGUAUCAUUAUUUCUAAGAAUGUUCUGUGCAGUUGGAGAAUCGUUAGUAGCCUCUACAGCCUUCACUUUUGGUUCAGAGCAGUUUACAAAAGAUCGCCAAGGAAUAGCAAUGUCAAUGGUGGAGACAAGCUUUGGUAUUGGUUUGGUGGUUGGACCUUCUCUGGGAGGUCUUUUUCAUAAUUACUGGGGGUUUUCCACUCCAUUCUGGACUCUAGGUGUUCUAACACUAGUUUUAGCUGGAUUUUCAGCAAGCAUCUUAAAACCCUCAAAACUACCCCCUUGCAAACAAACAGACAGGAAUAGAACUAAAUGGACAGACGUGUUAUAUUGUCCAAAUAUGUUGUUAAUUGUGGUGGUAUUUCUGAUAACAGGAAACUCUGCCGGCUUUUAUUCUGCUUCAUUGGAACCAUACCUGGCAGAAAAAUUUGACCUGACACCUGGUGGUGUUGGUCUGGUGUUAAUGGGCUUUUCUAUCACGUACACCAUUACAAAUCCCAUUGUAGGAGUUCUAUUGGACUCCGGCUUUGCUCCACUCAGAAUAGUUCUGAUGGGUAAGUGUGUUUUAAUAACUAAUAUGUCAUUAGUUUGACAUAUUUAACAUUUUUUUUCAGGAUCUAGAAAAAUCUUUAGGGUUCUGGACACAGAGAUUAGAAUAGAAGGGAAAUAAGACUAUCUCUCGGUAUCAAUUUGUUCAGUCCCUUUAAGUCUAAAAAGUGUAC
Eurytemora carolleeae is the source of this 1085-nucleotide messenger RNA. RefSeq names its product MFS-type transporter SLC18B1. The transcript has 11 exons. Gene Ontology annotation, molecular function: transmembrane transporter activity. The record is from RefSeq and is a predicted model, not a curated record. NCBI's taxonomy places the organism in Eukaryota, Metazoa, Arthropoda, Copepoda, Calanoida, Temoridae. The coding region runs from base 200 to 955 and encodes 251 amino acids. Gene Ontology annotation, biological process: transmembrane transport.